This is a messenger RNA of Dermatophagoides pteronyssinus (European house dust mite), 3910 nucleotides long. It is a transcript of the gene Sf3b3, whose product is annotated as splicing factor 3b subunit 3. The record is from RefSeq and is a predicted model, not a curated record. Gene Ontology annotation, molecular function: protein binding; nucleic acid binding. Gene Ontology annotation, cellular component: nucleus. Lineage: Eukaryota; Metazoa; Arthropoda; Arachnida; Sarcoptiformes; Pyroglyphidae.
GAAUACGGCCACAUUGUUUAUUCAAACACACAAUAACGUUUGGUGUGUUGACUCGGUAACGAUUUGUUUUAUUCUUUCGGGGUAUUUGAUCUUAGAAUGUUUUUACCGCCUUAAUUCUGAAGUGACAGCCUAAUUAUUUUCAUUGUCAUAAUCGAUUCUCAAAUCAUCAUAAACAAUGCAUCUCUAUAACUUGACAUUACAACGUUCUACUCAUAUUUCUUUGGCUGUCCAUGGAAAUUUUGCCGGCACUAAACAACAAGAAAUUGCUUUGGCCAAAGGUCGAAUACUGGAACUGGUACGUCCAGAUCCCAGUACUGGUAAAGUAUAUUCACUUCUUUCCAUCGACAUUUUUGGUGUCAUUCGUUCAAUGCUUGCAUUCCGUUUGACUGGCGGUUCCAAAGAUUAUUUAAUUAUUGGUUCUGAUUCAGGCCGUAUUGUUAUUCUUGAAUAUAUUCCUGCCAAAAAUUGUUUCGAAAAGGUUCAUCAAGAAACAUUUGGUAAAAGUGGCUGCCGUCGUAUUGUACCUGGUCAAUAUUUAGCUAUUGAUCCAAAAGGUCGUGCAGUCAUGAUAAGUGCGGUUGAAAAACAAAAGUUAGUAUACAUUCUUAAUCGUGAUGCCGCAGCUCGACUGACGAUUUCUUCACCUCUUGAAGCUCAUAAAUCCAACACAUUCGUUUAUCAUACUGUUGGUGUUGAUGUUGGAUUUGAAAAUCCAAUGUUUGCCUGCCUUGAAAUGGAUUAUGAAGAUGUUGAUAUUGAUCAUACAGGCGAAACUGCUCAACAAACACAACAACAACUGACAUUCUAUGAACUUGAUCUUGGCCUCAAUCAUGUUGUUAGAAAAUAUAGUGAAAAUCUUGAAGAACAUGGAAAUUUCCUCAUAUCUGUGCCAGGUGGAACUGAUGGACCAUCAGGUGUAUUAAUCUGUUCAGAGAAUUAUAUAACUUAUAAAAAUUUUGGCGAUCAACCAGAUAUUCGCUGUCCAAUACCUCGAAGACGUUAUGAUCUUGAUGAUCCUGAUCGAGGAAUGAUUUUCGUUUGUAGUGCAUCGCAUAAGACAAAAUCCAUGUUUUUCUUUUUGGUACAAAGUGAACAAGGCGAUAUAUUCAAAAUUACGCUCGAAGUUGAUGAUGAUAUUGUCACUGAAGUUAAAAUCAAAUAUUUUGACACCGUUCCGGUUGCCACUAGUUUAUGUGUGCUUCGUACGGGAUUCUUGUUUGUUGCUUCAGAAUUCGGCAAUCAAUAUUUGUAUCAAAUCGUUCAUCUUGGCGAUAAUGAUAAUGAACCUGAAUUCAGUAGUUCGAUGCCUUUGAAUGAAGGUGAAACAUUUUAUUUCACACCUCGAAGCUUAAAAAAUUUGGUCUUGGUCGAUGAAACCGAGUCAUUAUCACCAAUAAUGCAUUCUCAAGUAGCUGAUGUAGCUAACGAAGAAACGCCACAAUUAUUGAUGGCCUGUGGACGGGGACCGCGUUCUACUUUUCGACUAUUACGUCAUGGUCUGGAAGUGUCUGAGAUGGCUGUUUCGGAAUUGCCCGCCAAUCCAAAUGCUGUUUGGACGGUGAAAAAACGUAGCGAAGAUAAAUUUGAUGCCUACAUUAUUGUCUCUUUUGUAAAUGCAACUCUUGUUCUUUCGAUUGGGGAAACUGUCGAAGAAAUUACCGAUUCAGGAUUUCUUGGUUCUACACAAACAAUUAAUUGUGCUCAAAUCGGUGAAGACGCAUUAGUUCAAGUCUAUCCCGAUGGCAUUCGGCAUAUUCGUGCCGAUAAACGUGUGAAUGAAUGGCGUGCACCAGGCCGAAAACAAAUCGUACGCUGUGCCAUUAAUUCACGACAAGUGGUGAUUGCUUUGGGUGGAGGAGAAAUUGUUUACUUUGAAAUGGAUCUAGGUGGUCAAUUAAAUGAAUAUACCGAACGUAAAGAUAUGAAUUCCGAGGUGAUUUGUAUGGCUUUGGGUGAUGUGCCAGCAGGUGAACAACGAUGUCGUUUUUUGGCAAUUGGCUUAGCAGACAAUACUGUUCGUAUUAUCUCUUUGGACCCAUUGGAAUGUCUCACACCUUUGUCAUUACAAGGUCUUCCAGCUAGGCCUGAAUCAUUGUCAAUUGUUCAAAUGGGAUUGAUGAAAUCGGAUGAAAAAUCUAAAGGAAAAUUGUACUUGAAUGUUGGUCUUCAAAAUGGUGUUCACUUACGUACCGUUUUGGAUGAAAAUAAUGGAACCCUAUCAGACCCUCAAACUCGUUAUCUCGGUAGUCGUCCAAUCAAAUUGUUUCAAGUUUGUAUGCAAGGCAAAGAAUCAUUGCUCGCAUUGUCCAGUCGUACAUGGCUCUGCUAUUAUUAUCAAAAUCGUUUUCAUUUGACGCCCUUAUCAUAUGAGCCAUUAGAAUAUGCAUCUGGUUUUUCUUCUGAACAAUGUCCCGAAGGAAUUGUGGCCAUUUCACAAAACACAUUACGUAUAUUGGCCUUAGAGAAUCUGGGAAAUGUAUUCAAUCAACAUUUAGUUGAAUUAGAGUAUACGCCAAGAAAAUUCGUCAUUCAUCCAGAAACCUAUUACGUCGUAAUGAUUGAAACUGAUCACAAUGCAUUGACACCGGCAACAAAAACUGCACGAAAGCAACAAUUGGCUCAAGAAAUGAUUGAUUCGGCUCCAGCUGAUGAGAAACAACAGGUUUCGGAAAUGGCUGCAGCAUUCCUCAAUGAAAAUUUGCCCGAAAAUGUAUUCGGAGCACCUAAACCUGGCCCAGAUACAUGGGCAUCAUUAAUCCGAGUUUUUAAUCCAGUCAAUGGCAAAACAUUGCACAAAUUUUCAUUGGAACAAAAUGAAGCCGCAUUCAGUAUGACCUUAUGUCGUUUUACAAACGAUCCCGAAGGAUAUUAUAUAUUGGUUGGUGUGGCAAGGAAAUUACGAUUAUUAGACAGACAACACUCUGGUUGUGAAAUUCAUACAUAUAAAUUUGAAGCUGAUCUUGAACAUUUAACGUUGGUACAUAAAACACCAGUCGAAGAUGUUCCAAGAGCUAUGGCUCAAUUUCAAGGAAAAGUCGUCAUAGGUGUUGGCAAACUUUUACGAAUUUAUGAUCUCGGUAAAAAGAAAUUGCUAAAAAAAUGUGAAAACAAGACCAUACAAAAUUUUAUUGUGACCAUCAAUACAAUGGGCAAUCGCAUCUACGUUUCUGAUGUCCAGGAAAGUUAUUACUUUGUUCGAUACAAGCGAUCAGAAAAUCAAUUGAUUGUAUUCGCUGAUGAUGUUUUUCCACGUUGGGUGACUUGUACAUGUACACUUGAUUAUGAUACAAUUGCUAGUGCGGAUAAAUUCGGUAAUAUAUCGAUCAUUCGACUGCCGACAGAUGUCAAUGAUGAAAUUGAUGAUGAUCCGACCGGAUUGAAAUCUCUUUGGGAUCGUGGAUGGCUAGGUGGAGCAUCGCAAAAAGCGGAAGCCAUUUGUAAUUUUCAUAUUGGUGACCUAAUACUUUCCUUGAAUAAAGCAACAUUGAUACCGGGAUUUUCCGAAGCAUUGGUGUAUACGACAAUUUCAGGCGCCGUCGGUGUGUUGGUUCCAUUCACAUCACACGAACAAUUGGAUUUUUUUCAACAUCUUGAAAUGUAUAUGCGUUCGGAAAAUUCGCCACUAUGUGGUCGUGAUCAUCUCGCCUAUCGUUCAUUCUAUUUUCCAGUUAAAAAUGUCAUCGAUGGUGAUCUCUGUGAACAGUUUAAUUCGAUGGAUUUUAGCAAACAGAAAAGCAUUGCCGAAGACUUGGAUUUUUCACCAGCAGAGGUUUCGAAAAAAUUGGAGGACAUGAGAACACAAUAUGCAUUUUAAAUUAUGGAAUUUUCAAUCAAUCAAUCAUCAUUUCAAUCAGUCAUUUUCACAAAUCUAAAAAUUUUUAUUCAUCCAUAUUUUUUAAUGUAUCAUUUU